Messenger RNA from Pseudopodoces humilis (Tibetan ground-tit), 1668 nucleotides. It is a transcript of the gene CREB3L3, whose product is annotated as cAMP responsive element binding protein 3 like 3. Gene Ontology annotation, molecular function: RNA polymerase II cis-regulatory region sequence-specific DNA binding; DNA-binding transcription factor activity, RNA polymerase II-specific. Gene Ontology annotation, cellular component: nucleus. Lineage: Eukaryota; Metazoa; Chordata; Aves; Passeriformes; Paridae. The record is from RefSeq and is a predicted model, not a curated record. Gene Ontology annotation, biological process: regulation of transcription by RNA polymerase II.
GGCCAGGCUUGUCCCCUGCACUCCUGUGUGUGCUCAGAGAGGGUUGAGAGGACAAUCCACGGCAUCUCACUCAGCCAUGGCCUCCAGUGUGGGCAGCCUCGAGAACCUGGACCUGCUGGAUCUCCUCUUCGACUGCCAGGACUGGAUCCUGCGUGGGGUGGAGCUGGGGACACCGCCGGGAGCCUGGCCCCAGGACAGGUGUGCUCCAGACAGCAAGGACCUCCUGAGCUCCAUCCUGGGCUCCGGGGACUCGGUGUCAGACUCGCCCAGCUGGUCCCCGGCCACCAGUGACAGCGGGGUGUCCGAGGACCCCCCCUCUGACCAGCACGACAGUCCCCCCCGGGGCUGUGACAGGGGUCCCCGAGAGGUCCUGUACCCCUACACCGACCCCUGCCAGGCCCAGCCCCCCCCGGCGGGCUCUGGGGUCCUGCACCCCGAGGUCUCCAUCGACCUGGACAUGUGGCACCCUGGGUUCUUCCUGGAGGAGAGCCAGGACGUGCCCGUGGUCCCCCCUCCUGCAUCCUGUGCCCUCACCGUCAAGGACCUGCUGCUCUCGGGCAGCUCUGACAAUCAGCCACAGGCUCCUGGCUCCCUGCUCCAGCCGAGCCAGGGCCCCUUCCAGGAGCUGGUGCUGACGGAGGAUGAGAAGAAGCUGCUGGUGAAGGAGGGGGUGACCCUGCCCAAGCAGCUGCCCCUCACCAAGUACGAGGAGCGGGUGCUGAAGAAGAUCCGGAGGAAGAUCCGGAACAAGCAGUCGGCUCAGGAGAGCCGCAAGAAGAAGAAGGAAUACAUUGAUGGGCUGGAGAGCAGGAUGUCGGCGUGCACGGCCCAGAACCAGGAGCUGCAGAGGAAAGUCCUGCACCUGGAGAAGCAGAACUCAUCCCUCCUGGAGCAGCUGAAGAAGCUCCAGGCCAUGGUGGUUCAGUCGAGCAACAAGGCAGCACAGACAGGAACCUGCCUGGCGGUCCUGCUGCUCUCCUUCACCCUCAUUGUCUUCCCCUCCAUCAGCCCCUUCGCCCCCAGCAAGACUGAGGCAAACGGCGACUUCAGACCUGUGCGAGUUUUCUCCAGGUCCCUGCACAACGCCGCCGCCUCCCGCGUGGUUCACACCCAGCCCCAGGCCGGGGAUGAGAAGCUCCCGGAGCCGCUGUGGUCGGAGGAGACGCCCGAGACCCUGCCCGAGGCGUUCCAGGGCACAUUCCCGACACCGCCGGACAAAGGCUCCCUCCGGAAUGACACGCGGGCAUCGGCCCCCGAGGGGCUGAGCCGUGAGGACGGCGACCACGGGGAAGCUGUGGCAGGGGAUGGCACCGUGCCACAGCCGGGGCUGCCAUCCCUGGCGUGGUCCAAGCCCAGGCACGGCCGGCCCGCGGUGCUGGAGCCGGCGGAGGAGCUUUAGGCAGAGCAGGGAGCACGGGGGUGCUGUGGGGUGCCAGCACCUCAUCCCCUACAGGACAAGCCCUCGGGGGAGCCCUCCAGGAUCUGCCUCCGGAUGCUGGCCCUGCUUGGCUUUGCUUGGAUUCUGUGAACUGGGAAGAAGAGACCUGUUCCCACUGGCCUUACUGGGAGGGAAGGGGCUGCUCCUGCCCCCCGGCACAGUGGGAGUUGUGGAAGGGACAUGGGGUCAUCAGGAUGGAGCUGAAGAAGCAGAAGGGGCCCUGGUCUGGU